This is a messenger RNA of Parnassius apollo (apollo), 693 nucleotides long. The record is from the annotation of a GenBank genome assembly. NCBI's taxonomy places the organism in Eukaryota, Metazoa, Arthropoda, Insecta, Lepidoptera, Papilionidae.
AUGGUCAUAAUCGCUAAUGAUCGCGGUGUAGUUCCGGAUUCGAAUCUUCGAGAGUUCGGUCUGAAAGACAUUAUUAGCAAUGUUGUCGCUACUGAAGAAUUAUCCGGACUUCUUAGUCGUCUCUAUCGAAGUGCUUUACAAAGCAACAGACCUCUCGUUGUUAUCAUUGACAAAAACAGCUUACAAGAAAACCCACGCUAUCCUUUGCAACCCAGCAGCUUGUUAGCGACAAGUCAUGAAAAGGACGACGAAGUUAUACCAUCUGUAUACUUACUUCAAAGCGAGAAUUCACCACCACAAAAAAGAGGGCCUAGAAAAUAUGAGCUUACCAAAAAUAGAUACAACAGAAGACCAAUUUAUAAGCACAAAAGUCACUUGCAUAGGUACAGAAGCAACUAUGGUUUAAGAGCUUUCACGAAUAAAACCCCUUCACCAGUAAUAAAAACCUUGCUUCGAUUUAAAAACGAAAUUAACUGUGAAGCAAACGACGAAUGUCAAGAUCAAUGCAAAGAACUCACAAACGGUAAAAACAGUGAAAAUUGUAUGGAAAAAUGUGAAGAGAAAUUUGAGUGUGAACCAGAAUCAGAUAAUUCGUGUGACGGAGAAAGUGAAGAUUGCGGUAACAAAAGUAAAGACACGAGCACCAGAUUCUAUGGACCUGUAACGGACAAACCUCGUUGUCUCAGAUGUUAA